Messenger RNA from Funneliformis mosseae, 330 nucleotides. The record is from the annotation of a GenBank genome assembly. Lineage: Eukaryota; Fungi; Glomeromycota; Glomeromycetes; Glomerales; Glomeraceae.
AUGAGCGAACAACUCGAAUCGGUUGAAGAGGAAAAAUUUGAAUCAGGAGAAAAAUUAUCAAGGGCAUUAACACAAUCAGCACCAGAUAAUUUAACAGAAAUUAGAUUUGGGGAAAUUUUUCCAUAUUCUGGGUUUAAAUUUUCAUUAAAAACUUUAGAUACUUUUUUCGAUAAUUGGAGAGGUCGAAAAGCAUUGUCAAUGUAUGCAUGUGAUCUCGAGUAUAAAAAAGUAGAAUAUGCAGAAAUUAUAAAGAAGUACAUAGAUGAAGGAGUGAUUAAAGAAUUUAUACGUGGUAGCUUAAAGGAUGCUAUCUUUGAUUAUGAAUUGUAG